Kalmanozyma brasiliensis GHG001 is the source of this 432-nucleotide messenger RNA. Its product is annotated as AP complex, mu/sigma subunit. Bases 1 to 432 code for a protein of 143 amino acids. Lineage: Eukaryota; Fungi; Basidiomycota; Ustilaginomycetes; Ustilaginales. Gene Ontology annotation, cellular component: AP-2 adaptor complex; intracellular membrane-bounded organelle. Gene Ontology annotation, molecular function: clathrin-cargo adaptor activity. Gene Ontology annotation, biological process: clathrin-dependent endocytosis; protein transport. The transcript has 4 exons. The record is from RefSeq and is a predicted model, not a curated record.
AUGAUCCGCUUCAUUCUCGUCCAAAACCGUCAAGGCAAGACGCGCCUCUCCAAAUUCUACGUCCCCUACGAUGACGAAGAAAAGAUCCGGAUGCGAGGAGAGGUGCAUCGUCUUAUUGCGCCAAGGGACCAGAAGUACCAGAGCAACUUCGUCGAGUUUCGGAACUACAAGCUGGUGUACCGACGCUAUGCCGGCCUCUUCUUCUGCGUUUGCGUCGACGCCAAUGAUAACGAGCUGGCCUAUCUCGAAGCGAUACACCUCUUCGUCGAGGUACUAGACGCAUUCUUCGGCAACGUCUGCGAGCUCGAUCUGGUGUUCAACUUUUACAAGGUCUACGCCAUCCUCGACGAGGUCUUCUUGGCAGGCGAGAUCGAGGAGACGUCCAAACACGUCGUUCUGGCGCGGUUGGAUCAACUCGAAAAGCUCGAUUGA